This is a messenger RNA of Carcharodon carcharias (great white shark), 4792 nucleotides long. It is a transcript of the gene myo1ea, whose product is annotated as myosin IEa. Gene Ontology annotation, biological process: actin filament organization; vesicle transport along actin filament. Gene Ontology annotation, molecular function: actin filament binding; ATP binding; microfilament motor activity. Gene Ontology annotation, cellular component: cytoplasm; vesicle; actin cytoskeleton. The record is from RefSeq and is a predicted model, not a curated record. The coding region runs from base 454 to 3822 and encodes 1122 amino acids. The transcript is spliced from 29 exons. NCBI's taxonomy places the organism in Eukaryota, Metazoa, Chordata, Chondrichthyes, Lamniformes, Lamnidae.
CCUCGAUCCCUCUCCCUCUCCGCAUUCCCAGUGGGAUGACGAGCCACACCUCCAACCCGAUUGGCUGCAGCGCCACAAGCUACAUUUCUCCAUUUAUGGACUGAUUGGCAGAAUUACCGCACCGCAUUCACUGGACAACCAUUCAAAACCCCUCUCUUGACUGUGAGGCGCUCGGAGACACCCCGAAGCUACAGCACUGAUUCGGCAAAAAAAAAACAACUUGACUUUGGAGAUUUUUUUUCCCCCUCUCUCUCUCUCUCUCUCCCCCCAUCUCUGAAACAUGGAUCCAUCCCCAGCCUGUUGAUCCCUGCACCGUACACUCCAGACUCGACUGCAGAUGGAGUUCAGUUCUUCUUCAGAGGCAGGGGAUCGCCGGUGAAGAGCACACAGUAGCUGGCACCACCUGGAGUGGGCAAACCCUUCCCGGACACGGCGUAAAUUCGGGAAAACAAAAUGGGAAGCAAAGGUCACUACAGAUACCACUGGCAGAGCCACAAUGUCAAACAGAGUGGAGUGGAUGACAUGGUGCUUCUCACGAAAAUCACAGAAGAUGGCAUUGUCGACAACCUGAAGAAGCGAUACAUGGAUGACUAUAUUUUUACAUAUAUUGGGCCUGUGCUUAUCUCCGUGAACCCAUUCAAACAAAUGCCGUACUUUGGAGAAAAGGAAAUCGAAAUGUAUCAAGGAGCAGCCCCCUAUGAAAACCCACCUCACAUCUACGCUCUGGCAGAUAACAUGUUUCGGAACAUGAUUAUUGAUGGGGAAAAUCAAUGCGUUAUAAUCAGCGGUGAAAGUGGGGCUGGAAAGACGGUGGCUGCAAAAUACAUCAUGGGUUACAUUUCUAGAGUCUCUGGUGGUGGACCCAAAGUACAGCAUAUAAAAGACAUCAUUCUUCAAUCAAAUCCACUCCUAGAAGCAUUUGGGAAUGCUAAGACAGUGAGAAACAACAACUCCAGCAGAUUUGGGAAAUACUUUGAAAUCCAGUUUAGCCCAGGUGGGGAGCCAGAUGGUGGAAAAAUUUCCAAUUUUCUACUGGAAAAGUCCCGGGUUGUUACACGGAAUCCUGGAGAACGAAGCUUCCACAUUUUUUACCAGCUUAUUGAAGGUGCAUCCACAGACCAAAAAUCCAACCUGGGAAUCACCAACCUGGACUACUAUUUUUACCUCAACCAAUCUGGUUCCUAUAAAGUGGAUGACAUUAAUGACCGGAAGGAUUUUCAAGAAACUUUGCACGCUAUGAAUGUGAUUGGAAUCUUUGCUGAUGAGCAGGCUAUGGUUCUACAGAUUGUGGCCGGUGUGCUUCACAUGGGGAACCUCAGUUUUAAAGAGGUUGGCAACUAUGCUGCUGUGGAAAGUGAAGAAUUCCUGGCAUUCCCAGCUUUCCUACUCGGUAUUGAUCAAGAGCGACUGAAGGAAAAAUUGACCAGCCGCAAAAUGGACAGCAAAUGGGGAGGAAGGUCUGAAAGCAUUAACGUCACGUUAAAUGUCGAGCAGGCAUGUUACACGAGGGAUGCACUUUCCAAGGCUCUUCACUCGCGCAUCUUUGACUACUUGGUAGAUUCCAUUAACAAGGCUAUGGAGAAGGACCAUGAGGAAUACAACAUUGGCGUUCUGGACAUCUAUGGCUUUGAGAUUUUCCAGAAAAACGGCUUUGAGCAGUUUUGCAUCAACUUUGUGAAUGAAAAGCUCCAGCAGAUAUUUAUUGAGCUCACUCUGAAAGCUGAGCAGGAAGAAUAUGUGCAAGAAGGAAUUAAAUGGACUGCAAUCGAGUAUUUCAAUAAUAAAGUAGUCUGUGACCUUAUAGAGAACAAAGUUAAUCCACCAGGCAUUUUGAGUAUUUUGGAUGAUGUCUGUGCAACAAUGCAUGCAACGGGGGAAGGGGCAGAUCAGACGUUGUUGCAAAAAUUGCAGAUGCAAAUUGGAACCCAUGAGCACUUCAACAGCUGGAACCAGGGUUUCAUCAUUCAUCACUAUGCAGGCAAGGUCUCCUAUAACGUGGAGGGGUUCUGCGAGCGGAAUCGAGAUGUUCUGUUCACAGAUCUGAUUGAACUCGUGCAGAGCAGUGAGCUCCCUUUCAUUCGUGCACUUUUCCCUGAAAGUCUACAAGCAGAAAAGAAAGGCCGACCCACAACUGCAGGCAGCAAAAUUAAGAAGCAAGCUAAUGACCUUGUGGGCACCCUGAUGAAGUGUACGCCACACUAUAUCCGCUGUAUCAAACCUAAUGAAACCAAGAAGCCCAGGGACUGGGAGGAGAGCAGAGUUAAGCACCAAGUGGAGUAUCUGGGUUUAAAGGAAAACAUCAGGGUUCGACGAGCAGGCUACGCUUACAGACGAGUUUUUAAGAAAUUCUUACAAAGGUAUGCCAUUUUGACGAAGGAGACGUGGCCCUCGUGGAGAGGGGAUGUGAAGCAAGGAGUUCUCCACCUCCUCAGAUCGGUGAACAUGGACCCGGAACAGCACCAGCUGGGGAAAACCAAAAUCUUCAUCAAAGCCCCUGAGUCUCUGUUUCUGCUGGAGGAGAUGAGGGAAAGAAAAUAUGAUGCAUAUGCUCGAGCGAUUCAGAAGGCAUGGAGGAAAUAUGCUGCAAAGAAGAAAUAUGUAAAAAUGAGAGAGGAAGCAUCUGAUCUGCUGCUCAACAAAAAGGAGAGACGGAGAAACAGCAUCAACAGGAACUUUGUCGGUGAUUAUAUUGGAAUGGAAGAUCUACCUGAGCUACGGCAGUUCAUUGGAAAAAGGGAGAAGGUUGAAUUUGCAGACACUGUCAAUAAGUACGACCGAAGGUUUAAGAAUGUGAAGCGUGACCUUGUGCUCACCCCAAAGUUUGUGUACCUCAUUGGACGAGAAAAAGUAAAGGAUGGUCCUAUGAAAGGUCAGGUGAAAGAAGUGUUAAAGAGAAAGAUUGAGUUGGAGAGAAUUCUAACCAUUUCGUUGAGCACACUGCAAGAUGACUUCUUCAUCCUACAUGAGCAGGAGUAUGACAGUCUCCUGGAGUCUGUCUUUAAGACUGAAUUCAUCAGCCUCUUGUCUAAGCGCUAUGAAGAGAGAAUGCAAAGGAAGCUACCUCUGAGGUUCAGUAACACACUUGAAAUGAAAGUAAGGAAGGACAACUGGGGUCCUUGGAGCGCUGGAAGCUCUCGACAAGUACAGUUCAUCCAAGGCAAUGGACAGGUUGCAGUGCUCAAACCCAGCAGCAAAACCUUGCAGGUCAGCAUUGGCCCAGGGCUACCAAAGAAUUCACGGCCUACAAGAAGGGACUUGACACAAGUGAGACAACAAACUACUAGGCCUCAAACUACAGCGUACCCAACUCGAGCUGCACCCCCUCCUCCAGGUUCCCACCAGAAUGGAGUCAUAAAGGGUUCCCAUAACACCUCUCAAUGGCCACCUUUAAACUCCCGACCCAACCAGAGAAUACCUUACCAGGGCACCACGACAGACCGUCCAUCACUGCCCAGGCCAGGCUCCAACUUCACAGACAAACACGCCCGCAUUCAACAUAACCUGGAUUUCUUGAAAGUACCUGAGCAGGGUGCUGCAGGUAAACGUACUGGAAUGACACGACCAAAGGGAGGAAAUGCACAUCGACACAUGACAAAUCGUCCACCCCCAGCAGGAGGACGACCUAAACCACAUCCCAAACCCAAGCCUCAGGUACCACAGUGCAAAGCUCUGUACGCAUAUGAUGCUCAGGACACAGAUGAACUUAGCUUCAACGCUGAUGAUGUUAUAGAAAUAGUUAAGGAAGAUCCCUCAGGCUGGUGGAUAGGUAGACUGCGAGGGAAACAAGGAUUGUUCCCCAACAACUAUGUUGCCAAGAUAUAAAAUCCUGUCACUGUCAAGAUCUAUAUUCAAACCGAAUUGACCUUUCCUGAUCCUACCUGUGAUGCUUUGAUGACCGGAGACCAUACUGUAUAGGAUGUUUGCAAAUGUAUAAUUCUACAAAUAUCUGUAGUCUGGAGCUACACAACAGUUGUGCUAGUACUGAAAGAACUGUAACUUAUUGUAUUUAUACUUUUGUCGUUGCCUGACUAAAAGUGUAUAACUGGUAGUUUAGCGAGAAUGUUGCAUUUAACUUGGACCAUAAGAUACCUGUGUAUAGGUUUUAUCAUUCAUGCUUGAAGUGCCUUUUGUCAAUUAUUGCUUAGUAGACUUUUAUGUAACAUUUCUUAGCGUUCUGUUCUUUCUUCAGGAAUAAUAGUGAUGAAAGGUAAAACUUCCCUUUUGAAGUGCAUUCCAAAUCGGGAAAAACACUGAACUUUGCUGCUGCGUCACGUCUGAAGAACAUUUGCUGCACGUGACAUCCAAAGAAAAUGGUGUUCUGUUUUUAAAAUAAUUUAAACUAUCAAACUUUCCACCAAUCACCAUAGGGGUAUUGUAGACCUCAUUGGUGAGCAGUGUGAAGGUUUAAGGAGAAAGCACUCUUCUCAGUACUGUAUAAAUGUAACAUUUGCAUUUUAAAGUGCCUUUUAAUUAAAUGCAAAAAUGUGGCUGGUCCAUAUAAGUGUUGUAUCUGAUGUAAAGUUGAGGUAAUAAGAAAGUGUUUUGGUCUUUUUCCUUUACUGUACAUUAUGAAACUGAUCCUACAAAGUAAUGUCUAACAACUAUAUAUUGAUGUACGCUAUCACAUUUAUUCUGCAAGUUUUAGGUUAUUCAAUUAGAAUGUAGAAGCACUGUCAAAUACUUACUCCUCUGCAUUUGGCCAAUGUGUUAAAUUUUAUAAAUUUAUAUAUGGGCAAAACUUUAAAGUGUAUUAGGAUUCCUGGAUUGACAUAAAUAUAUUCAAUAUACUGUA